This is a messenger RNA of Gymnogyps californianus (California condor), 1548 nucleotides long. Its product is annotated as 1-aminocyclopropane-1-carboxylate synthase-like protein 1. NCBI's taxonomy places the organism in Eukaryota, Metazoa, Chordata, Aves, Accipitriformes, Cathartidae. Gene Ontology annotation, molecular function: transaminase activity; pyridoxal phosphate binding. The transcript is spliced from 15 exons. Gene Ontology annotation, biological process: amino acid metabolic process; biosynthetic process. The annotation marks the transcript as partial. The record is from RefSeq and is a predicted model, not a curated record.
CUGUCGGCCCGCGGCGCCCGCAUCGCCGGCGGCGCCCCGGGGCUGCUGGACGCGGGCUUCGCCCUCUACGUCGCCGACCCGUUCGAUCGGGAGCUCAACCCGCAGGGCGUCCUGAAUUUGGGCACAAGUGAGAACAAGCUUUGCUUUGACUUAAUAGAGGACAGACUCACAAGACCUGACAUGAAUUAUCUGGAGCCUGAUCUUUUCCAGUAUUCAGAUACACAAGGUACUAGAAGCUUCAGAGAAGAAAUUGCCAAAUUUCUAACUGACUAUGCCAGAGCUGCAAAAGCACUGAAUCCGGAACAUAUAACUGUUAUGAAUGGCUGUUGUGCUGUUUUUGCUACUCUGUCAACUGUAUUAUGUGACCCUGGUGAUGGAUAUCUUAUUCCAGCUCCAUACUAUGGUGGUAUAAAUUCGAAAACAUGGCUAUAUGGUGGAAUACAGCCUGUUCACGUGCCGUUGUUCAGCGAGGUGACUGCCGAAGAAAGUCACCCUUUCCAGUUAACGGUUGAAAAAUUAGAAGCUGCGUUACAGAGAGCUAAAAAGCAGGGCAUCCGAGUCAGAGCAUUAAUCCUGAUCAACCCCCACAAUCCAUUAGGGGACAUUUACCCAGCACAGUUACUGAAAGAAUGUCUAGAGUUUGCGCACAGAUAUGAACUGCAUGUAAUAAUGGAUGAAAUAUACAUGCUGUCUGUUUAUGAUGAUACCACCUUCACCAGUGUUCUUAGCUUAGAUUGUUUACCAGAUCCAGAACGGACACAUUUUAUGUGGGGUUUUAGCAAGGAUUUUGGCAUGAGUGGUAUCAGAGUUGGAGUAUUGUACACCAGAAAUCAUGACAUUCGGAAAGCUGUGAAUCAACUGGCUGUCUUCCAUAGCUGUCCUGGACCUGCUCAGCACGUUCUCAGUCUGUUCCUUAGGGACAGAGAUUGGUUGGAUAAUGUGUUUUUUCCCACCAACAAAAAGCGACUUAAAGAAGCACGGAAUAUUCUUGUGGAUGGGCUUGCAGCUGUUGGAAUACCUGUGCUCAAGAGUUCAGGAGGACUCUAUGUGUGGGCAGACUUCAGAAAAUUCUUAAAAUCGCAGACAUUUGAAGCUGAACUUGAAUUAUGGCAGAAGCUCCUUGAUAAAAAACUCCUGAUUAGUCCUGGAAAAGCUUUUUACUGUUAUGAACCUGGAUGGUUUAGACUGGUUUUCUCCGAUUCUGUAGAUAGGAUUUACUUGUGUAUUCAGAGACUUGAGCAAAUGUUGCAAAGUUACGCUGCUGAACCAGUCACAAACAACACAUCUUCUACUGCAGAUGCUUUAUGCAAUCCAGAAGAAGAUUCUUCAGGCAAACCUUCAAACACACCAGGAAAAGAUGUCUCCCAGCUAAAAAACAUACUUGUUUAUUAAAAUCAUAUAUGCCUUUAAUGACUUUAUAUAAUUCAGCAUGCUUAUAUUUACUGAAGGUUUGGUGAGAGAAGACUAGAACUGCAAAAUUAACAGACUGCUGACAUAGAGGCUCAGUAAGAGGAUUAUCUCACUGUGGAUCCCUAAUAAACUUGGAAU